This is a messenger RNA of Lodderomyces beijingensis, 1002 nucleotides long. The record is from the annotation of a GenBank genome assembly. NCBI's taxonomy places the organism in Eukaryota, Fungi, Ascomycota, Pichiomycetes, Serinales, Debaryomycetaceae.
AUGCCUCCUUCCGAUGCUCUUGAGACCAAAUACGAAAUAGACGAAGACGACUUUCUAUCCGACGAUGAGUCCGAAAGUAACCAGAAAGUUUUUGACUUGAAAACGAAAUCAAAGGCCAGACGUGGUCGCGAUGUAGAAGAAGAAGAAGGAGAAGAAGAAGAAGAAGAUAAUGAAGAACGGAGUGAUGAUGGUGAUAGCAGUGACGAAUAUCAGUUGGAGCAAAAGAAAGAAGCCAUGAAACCAGAGGACGAAAAUGACGAGGAGGAUAUUGAAGAUGAGGAGGAAGAAGCAAGAGCGAUGUUGCAAACGGAGCAGCAGAGAAACACCAAACUCAAAAAACUAUCGCCAGGGGAACUCGCCAAAGAGCAGGCGCGGAUAAAAAGAACGGGGGUAUGCUAUUUGUCCAAAAUCCCCCCAUACAUGAAACCGCAAAAAUUGCGCUCCAUCUUGACUAGGUUCGGCGCCGUGGAUCGACUAUUCUUGAAGCCGGAGGACGCUACCGCGUACCACAGGAGGGUGAAAUACGGAGGUAACAAGAAGAAGAAGUACACGGAGGGCUGGAUUGAGUUUGUCAAUAAAAGCGACGCUAAAUUGUGCGCGGCAACGUUGAACGGAAACAAAUUGGGCGGUAAAAAGACGAGUUAUUACUACGACGACGUUAUCAACAUCAAGUAUCUCAAAGGUGGGUUCAAAUGGCACGACUUGACCCAGCAGAUUGCACGGGAAAACGAAGUCAGGCAAGCGCGGUUGGCCUUGGAGUUGUCGCAGCAGAAUAAAUUCAACAAGGCUUUUGUCAACAAUGUUGAAAAGUCCAAGAUGAUUGGCCAUAUUCAAAAGAAACGAGGCAAGACCCUGGAGGAUGGGGGUGCAGAGGAUGGAGAGUUGAGGAGGAACUUUAAGCAACGGAAAGUCAACAGUUCUCGAAGCGAUGCCAACCACGAGGUCAAGGGAAAAGCAACCCCGAAUGAUAAAUUGAACUCGGUGUUGUCGAAAGUUUUAUAG